Messenger RNA from Macrosiphum euphorbiae (potato aphid), 432 nucleotides. The record is from the annotation of a GenBank genome assembly. Lineage: Eukaryota; Metazoa; Arthropoda; Insecta; Hemiptera; Aphididae.
AUGGCAUCACAAAUAUUCACCUCCUCUCCUAGUCUCAGAACAUCAAGGAACCAUGAAAAAAUCACGGACACGUACACUAAACUAUGCAGCAAUUCAAAUUGCCUCGUCAACACGGACACCUUCUCUCCAUUUACAACAUCCCCCUUCUGGCAAUGGACCCCUAAAAUUAACACGCAGCUCCUUCAUUUCAAAAAAAACAACACUUUGCAUACAAUAAUCUCAAGAACCUUUAACCACACUCUAUACUCUGAAUACCAGGAUUUUAAUUAUAUUUACACUGAUGCUUCCAAAACUAGUGACGGAGAGGAUUCGCUAACUGUACUAACCAUACUUCAAAACUCUUCAAACUCCUCCCGGAAGCCAGCAUCUUCACAGCGGAAACCCAGGCGAUCAAAGAAGCAUUACUAUUCGCAAUACAACGUUCACAAAUAA